Messenger RNA from Thlaspi arvense, 297 nucleotides. Lineage: Eukaryota; Viridiplantae; Streptophyta; Magnoliopsida; Brassicales; Brassicaceae. The record is from the annotation of a GenBank genome assembly.
AUGAGGAUGAAAGAGAGCUUAAAAGACAGCGAAGGAAGCAGUCUAACAGGGAAUCUGCCCGUCGAUCCAGGUUGCGGAAGCAGAUCAGAAGUGAGUCGAAUCAGGAGCGAGUAUGAACAGCUUCUUGAGCAGAAUGCUUCUCUGAAGACUCUUGAAGAAUGCAUUACCGCCUCUGUUCUAUAUGAAAUAGAGAGACUUGGGGAGGCUCCUGUGCAAGAAAAUGCAAAGAACGACCAAAAUGUUGGCAACAAAGCACGACAAGCUGUGGCAAAAGAGGCAGUGCAUAGUGGUCGAUGA